AUGGCUCUCAUAAGGCAGAAGAGGCUUCCACAGCUGCACCUCUCGCUGCCCGUCCCGUCGUCCACCCCCGGCCAGCGUCCCAAGCCAGCGUUCACGCCGGCGCCGGCACCAACGCUGAUAAAAGCUUCGACCCCAACGGCCUUGUCCAGCCAGUUCCGCCUAGCCGACUUCGACAAGCUGGCCGUGCUUGGCCGCGGGAACGGCGGCACCGUGUACAAGGUUCGGCAUCGUGAGACGUGUGCGCUCUACGCGCUCAAGGUCCAGCACUACGGCGACCCCGCUGCAGCCACGGAGGCCGAUAUCCUCAGCCGCACUGCCUCGCCUUUCAUCGUCCGGUGCCACUCUGUCCUCCCCGCCGCCGCCUCCGGCGACGUCGCUAUGCUUCUUGAGCUGGUGGAUGGUGGAUCUCUCGACUCUAUCAGAAGCCGCCAAGGCGCGUUCCCUGAGGCGGCGCUCGCAGAGGUAGCCGCGCAGGCUCUGUCAGGCUUGGCGUAUCUCCACGCUCGCCGCAUCGUGCACCUUGACAUCAAGCCGGCGAACCUCCUCGCCAGCACGGCCGGUGAGGUCAAGGUCGCCGACUUCGGCAUAGCGAAGGUCUUAUCCCGUGCCGGCGAGAAGUGCACGUCGUACGUCGGUACCACCGCGUACAUGAGCCCUGAGCGCUUCGACCCAGAGGCGCACGGCGGGAACUACGACCCAUGCGCUGCCGACGUCUGGAGCCUUGGCCUGACAAUCCUCGAGCUCUUCAUGGGCCGGUACCCGCUCCUCCCUGCCGGACAGCAGCUGAGCUGGGCGUCGCUCAUGUGCGCCGUCUGCUUCGGUGAGACACCUGCCUUGUCAGACGGCAUGGCGUCGUUGGAGCUUCAGGGGUUCGUCGCCGCGUGCCUGCAUAAGGACUACCGCAACAGGGCGAGCGUCACAGAGCUGCUUGCUCACCCAUUCAUCGCCGGGAGGGACGUGGCAUCGUCGAGAUGCGCGCUCCGGAAGCUGGUCAGCCAGGCUUCGGCGCCACCCUCGGCGCUGUGA
This is a messenger RNA of Lolium perenne, 1026 nucleotides long. RefSeq names its product mitogen-activated protein kinase kinase 9-like. Gene Ontology annotation, biological process: protein phosphorylation. Gene Ontology annotation, molecular function: ATP binding; protein serine/threonine kinase activity. Lineage: Eukaryota; Viridiplantae; Streptophyta; Magnoliopsida; Poales; Poaceae. Gene Ontology annotation, cellular component: cytoplasm. The record is from RefSeq and is a predicted model, not a curated record.